GCUAGACAUCACAAAAUUCAAGAAACACUCCAGAUCCGCAGCAUUUUUUUUUCUUAGCUGAGGCGGUAGCUUCGCACUUAUCACGUUCCAUUUUCAAACCCUCAAACCACACACCAUGCCAACAGUCACCCUCUAUCCGCCUUCAUCCACAGCCACCCCCCCACUCAAGACCGAGAACCCCCUUCCACCCCUCUUGCACACACCAACCGGCCUCGCCCUCCUCGAAAUUCAAGGCACGAUCCACUUCCCGCCUCCUUCCGCUACCUCGACCUCAUCACGCGUCGGCAAGCUCGUCUUCCCGACCUACAACCCCAAUCUCAAUGGCGAAGAGGAUACAAAGUGGAUGAAGAGGGUGUAUCUGUAUAUCGGCGAGAAUCAGAGGAUGGUUGGGGAGUGUAAAAGGUUGGGGAGGCCGUUUGCUGUUAUUAGGAGGAGAGGACAGGACGAAGGUGGAGAUGAGGUGAUGGAGGGUGGGGAGGAAGGGACGGGAACGGGUGAGGGAGAGGAGUUGGAGAUUGUGGAGGUGGUGAGACAUAAGAUUGUUUUUUCUGGACGGCCGGAGCCGGUUGGUGGGGGGACGGAAGAGAGCUGAGAGGGCGAAGGGGACGGCACAAAACGAAGCGCAGAAGUAACAAGCAGGCCGUUCACAUUGCGGAUCCGACAAGACUGUGUGGUUUUUAGAACGACACGCUCAUCGCGACGACGACAUCAAAAUCGGACGAGGGUCUAAGCAAAGAGGGGUUCUUGGAAACAGGCGCAGACGAUGCAUUCGAUCAAACAGUGGCAUCUACGUCAUACUCGACAUCCGUCCGAAUCACAUACUUCGCGCCCUCAACCACACCGGUACCCUCAUGCAGCAGCGCGCCCGCCGCCUCACCGUGCGGGAACACAGCCACGCUGCCCAUGAUCGGUUUCACAGGAUACGCGUUGAUAACGCCCUCCUUCACACUGGGGAUGAAGAACGUCGUCUCGCCACCGCGGAAGUCGUCGUUGAGGUAGAUCAGGAACGUGAACAGACUCGACUGGCGGGCAUCAGACGG
Molecule: messenger RNA, 1040 nt
Organism: Macroventuria anomochaeta
Lineage: Eukaryota; Fungi; Ascomycota; Dothideomycetes; Pleosporales; Didymellaceae
Exons: 1
Coding region: 116-592 (158 amino acids)
Biological process (GO): mitotic sister chromatid cohesion
Cellular component (GO): Ctf18 RFC-like complex
Source: RefSeq, a predicted model, not a curated record